AUGGCGCAGCUUCUUACCCUACGCCCUCCAAUCACAGCCGUUCGAUCUGCGCCAUCCACGCGCACUGAUUCAGCUGUUUUAUCGUGUUGCCCUAAAACCCUAAACCCCAAAUGGGCUUUUCUGCAGCAGAAGCUCAAGUGCAAUGGCAGAUUUUCUUGCCUUUUCUCAAACAAUCGCAAACAGGAAGAAGCAAGGAAAGCACUAGAAAGUGCACUUGGGGGAAAGAAAGAUGAAUUUGAAAAAUGGAACAAAGAAAUUAAGAAGAGAGAGGAGGUUGGGGGAGGCGGUGAGGCUGGUGGAGGAGGUUGGUUUGGAUGGGGUGGACGUUUUGGUUGGUCCAAUGAUGAUCAUUUCUGGCAAGAAGCACAACAAGCAAGCCUUGCCAUCUUGGGUAUCAUUAUCAUGUAUCUCAUAAUUGCAAAAGGCGAAGUGUUGCUUGCUGUCAUCUUCAAUCCAUUGCUGUUUGCUUUGCGAGGAACGAGAAAUGGGUUUAACUUCAUAAUCUCGCGUAUACUGCAGAAGGUAUCUCCAGCUACUCAUACAGGGCUUGAUAAUAUGCCAAAAGAGGAAGUCUAUUCUCCUGUCUCUGCCAAAGAGAGUGUAGUUAGAAAAUGGGGAGGGGAAUAAUAAUUUGUUCCAGGUUCCAACAUCACUUCUGGUCAUGUGUUGUCACUGGGGCGGUUAUCAUUUGCAGCGAGUUUCGUAGUUGAAUGCAGAAUUUGUAGAACACAUCCAUUUCUCUUCUGAAAGUCAAAUAGCUUUCUCAUGUUUAGCUUGGAGGAAAUGCCUUAUGCCUUACCUUAGAUGGGUUCAACCCAAUUUUCAAAUCAGAACCAUUCAAUCACUUGAAUAUGAGAUAUGGUGCAGUUUUGUGAUCCUGUAUAAACUGAAUUAAUUAAAAUUUUGUUUUUCUAUUAUUUGAAUCAAUUCAUUGUGUAUAAUGUAACAGUUGAACAACACACAGAUCGAUAAACUAAUAUUUUAUA
Molecule: messenger RNA, 986 nt
Organism: Vitis riparia (riverbank grape)
Lineage: Eukaryota; Viridiplantae; Streptophyta; Magnoliopsida; Vitales; Vitaceae
Exons: 3
Coding region: 1-627 (208 amino acids)
Source: RefSeq, a predicted model, not a curated record